Solenopsis invicta (red fire ant) is the source of this 5587-nucleotide messenger RNA. RefSeq names its product rho GTPase-activating protein conundrum (gene conu). Gene Ontology annotation, cellular component: cytoplasm. Gene Ontology annotation, biological process: regulation of actin filament polymerization; signal transduction; regulation of small GTPase mediated signal transduction. The transcript is spliced from 10 exons. The coding region runs from base 607 to 2595 and encodes 662 amino acids. Gene Ontology annotation, molecular function: GTPase activator activity. The record is from RefSeq and is a predicted model, not a curated record. Lineage: Eukaryota; Metazoa; Arthropoda; Insecta; Hymenoptera; Formicidae.
UUCGAUGCAUGUGCAUGACGAGCGUGAACGAGCGCACCAGAGCGCACGAACGCGAGAUUUGUGGAAGCUGCGUGUUUACACAAACGCGCCUGCGAUGCCGUCUAUUAUUCGAGGGGGGGACGGUGUACGUCGCAAAUUAAUCACCCGACUUCGCGCCUCACGCAUUCUUUACGUCUGUUCGACUACAUCUCUGCUGUUUACGAGCAUGUUGGAAGUCGCGCUCGCGUUAAAUGCGUGUACCAAAUAAACGAUCGUGACUGUUAUAUAUCAUCUAAGUUUGCUCGUGGAACGUGUGAUGAAACACUCAAGUUUGCUCGAUACACGUAUCACUUGCGACAUUUUACUAAAAGAUAUAUAUUUUAUUGUGAAUAAUUGUUUGUGCUCCUCAAUUGUGUCGAUCAAGCGCUCCGUUAAAAGUCUUUUUGGAGUCUUUGGAGUAAACCAGAGAGUUGCGCCAUAAAUUUCACAAAAUUGCAUCUGUACGUUGUUUAUAUGUUCUUUACAUUUACAUACUUUACGUUUACAUGAAACUUCUUCAGAUAUCAGAAGAAUACGUGCAUGUUUUGGAGUGAGAGUGUUUCAAUGUUUCCAAAGACUCUUUAAUUGAUGAACAGAAAACACACAACAUACACACACACACACAUAUCCAAAAGAUAUAAGAGAAACAGGAACAUGGACAGAGAACGUGGUGCAACCUACGCGGGAGGUGAUAGCCACCUACUCGAAUACUGGGAGGAAUAUCAGAAAAUGAUAGAGGAGACAAAAAUGUUGGAUGAUUAUUUAGAAGAAGAGUGCAGCCCCCGAAGUUAUGAUGAAGGAGAAGAAGAAGCUGAAUGGUUACGUGCAGCAGGCUUAGGGCAAUUAACAGAGGCAUGGAAAGCAGGCAGGGAAGUGCAACCUGAAGAAUUAGGAGUGGCUUUACGUCCUUUGUCACGGGUCCAAGCAGAAGUUGUGAAACGUCGCGUGAGAUCGCUCAAUCAUACAGUCAAGCAACGUUUUAAUCAGCGCCAACGUGUUCGCAAACCAGAUAUUAGAGAUGUCUUUAAAGAUGUAGAGGUCUCCAGUACGGGUACGCGAUCACGUAGUGCCACUCCUGAUUCUUUAGAUUCAAUUCGAGGUCCUACACCAGAAAACACAUCACCUCCUUCACCUCCAACAGUCACUGUGAUUGAGGAUACCCAUCAAAACACUAGUGUUCCAAGUUUUGUUUCUAUAUUUCACCGUACGUCGAAUGAAGGAAAAACAACGGUUCGUAGGACACCAAGUGCUCCUCAAACAGUUCUCAAUUCUAUGUCAGUGUCUGCUCCAACUUCUGUACCUGUGCAAGAAAUUUUUAGGAGAACUGGCAAUUGGUCGAGAGGAAAUGUUGCAAAUGAUUCUGAAGGAAUUCAGUUGACCGGUUAUCAUAGAUUGGGGACAAUACAUAUCGCCAGGCCAAUUCAGAGGCAUGAUAACGAUAAUAAUGAUGUGGCAAGUUUAGAUGACGAGUCAGUUAGAAAAUUGACCGUAUCAAAGGAAUCGACUCUUCGACGGAGUUCAGGAAAUCACGCGGCAGUAACGCGAAGUCACAGCAGUUUAUACGGCUUAACCAGACCAGCAGAUGAAAACUUAAUAGCUCGUCCAUUAAGUCGUACAUCGUCGCAUGGUCAUCUUAGUUUCGAAGAAAUGUGUAAAACCAACGAGGCCAAAUCUCAAGUGUGGCCUUCCGACAGUCUUAUGACCGAUGAUGAUUAUGCUCGACAAGAUGUAGAAUUGUUGUCACAACGAGAUUUUAUGAGAUUACAGCCCCUUUUAUGGCUCGAGCUAACGGCGAUUUUUGAUAAAUAUAAUAUACCGCUUACAAGACGAAAACCCAAUAAGCGACGGAGGAAAACUGGAAACUUGUUUGGCGUUUCUUUGUCAACGCUACUACUCAGGGACAGUCAACUGACAAGCGAAGAAAACAACAUACCAUUGGUGUUUCAAAAGAUCCUUAAUGAAUUAGCAAAACGUGGAAUAAGAGAGGAAGGUAUUCUUCGUGUUGGGGGCCAUAAGCAGAAGGUGGAAAUAAUUUGUACCGAGUUAGAAACAGAUUUUUAUUGUAAACCAAAGGAGAUGGAUAAACUGUUUAAACGUACUCCAUGUCACGAUUUGUCGGCUGUUUUGAAAAAAUUAUUACGUGAUUUGCCGCAGCCUCUUCUUACUGUUGAACUGAUUGAUGCUUUCUAUCAAAGUCAUGGUGUUAAGAAUCCCAAUGACUUGGUGUAUUCUCUCAAUUUGUUGGUGCUAUUACUGCCUGUCGAGCAUCGGUGUACUUUAGAGGCAUUACUGAACUUCCUGAAGCUGGUCAUCGAAAAUCAGGCGUCAAACAAAAUGUCGAUACACAAUGUAGCAAUGAUAGUGGCACCAUCGCUCUUCCCACCUCGAUAUGUUCAUCCUCGAGAUCAUACCGACCUGACCGCCCAGGUUAACAUGGCCGCUAUAUGUUGUCAAGUAACGGAGGCUUUGCUUAGCAACGUCGAUAAAUUAUGGUACGUUCCGAUGGAGCUCAUCAAUCAAUUACGGAGACAAUCUGAAGUGGACAGAUAUCGCAAAUAUAAGAAAAAAUAUUCCUGAUUAUAAUUAGAUAACUUAGAUUAUUAUUAUAUAUGCAUAAUAUUUCAAACUAUUACUUUUAUAUUAACCCUCCGUGAUCUAAUAUUUUUUCUGUUUUCCUAGUCCAACCGGAUCACUCUGGUGCCUGAUAACGUUUUUUAAAGUAUUUUUGGGCUCUGAAAAAAAUUUCAAACUAUUCUGAUACACUCUUUCAACAUUCCAGAAUACAAUUUCACAAUUGUUUGACCCAAAGUGGUUUUUGCAUUUUUUUUUGUACAUGUUCAAAUUUGAGGCAGAAUCGGCAUAAUUUGUUGUUGCAUUAAAAAAUGCACAACUUUUUUUGCUUGCAUAAAAAACUUUUUUAGCUUCCAAAUAGUCAACGGUUAAUUACUUACGAAAAAAAUAGUACUAUGGUGCCUGCUUCAAAAAAAUAUAAUUAUUUAAUGACAUUAAUUUUGGUUUAUAGAAAAUAGGAAACAAAGAUAAUAUAAAAUAAAAAAAAAAUAUUUUUUACAAAGAAAAUCAGUAUUUUAUUAUAAAAUUGGUCACUUAAAAGGUUUUUGUCACAUUUUCUUAUUUUUUUUAAGAAGAUGGAAUUUCAUCUGCAGAGCAUUCUAUCAUCUCAAUAUAGAUUUGUUCUGAAUCUCUGUAUUACAAUAAAAAUAAUUUUUUACUUAUAUUUCGUAUCAAAAUUAGGAUUAAAAGUAGUUAAAAAACGUGACGAAUACAACUUCGCUGAUACAAUCGAGUCAUUGGUGCUGGUAGCACGCGCUCGACUUGCUGCUAUACAAAAUAACCGACAGAAUACGGCGUCAUUUGGCUGAUAAGUUCUCACUAUCAACUUUGGGGGGGGGAAGAGGAGGAGCCGAUCCUUUCCGUUUACCAUCAAACGAAUAAUUUAAAAUUUAAAAUUCGCCUGUGCCUUCAAAGUCCCAAUUGGAUCUCGGAGGGUUAAUAGAUAGGUUGUGCAAUAUAUCGACAGAUCGAAUUUUAUAAGAAUAAUCUUAGGUAAUUCUAAAAAUAUGUUGCAUCCAUAAUAUUCUGAAUAAUGAUAGUGCCUAUCUAUGUAUCAUGAGAUCUGCAGUUUUCUUUUAUAUAAUAAAUUAUAAGAUGUGUAAUUAAUUAAUGUUACUAAAGCAUUUUUUAAUUCUCAUUAGUUAAUUAUGAUACAUUACAUUUCACCUCAUCUUUCAUAAUUAUAAUUAACUGUAGUACUAUACUAUAUUAUUAUACUAUAUUGUUUAUCAGUUUGCAUAUGUAAUGAUUCGUCUAAAGAUGCAAUAAUUUAACAUAGAGAUAGAGUUUUUUCUUUUGGUGUAUUCAAAAUUAAGUACAAUUUUUAUAAGAACAAAUUUUUUUAUACAAUUUUUUUUAAUACAUGCAAGUUGAGAAAUUUUAUUUUAAUCGAGAUCUUAUGUCGCAACAAAUAUCAGUUUGUAUAUUAUGAUUGCAUAAAGUAUCAGUUCAUACACAGAAGAAUGUAUUCUUGCGUUGUAUCUAUAAAUCUCUUCUUCUUAACUCUAUUAUUAUAUUUAUUUAUGAUUGAUAACCAGCAGUAUACAGCAAGAUAAAAUAUAUGACAAUAUAUCCAUGUAUUACAUAAUUUUGUAUAUUGUAAUACAAGAAGUGACAUUUCAGAUGUUAUUAUAGCAUUAAGUUUCAUAAUUUAUUAUUGUUAAUUACAGUCUGUGUGGAUCCUCAUUAGGAUUAUUAGAAUUUUAAUUCUUUAUUCAAAAUAUGUAUCUGUUUUCAAUUAAUUUAUGCGACAGUUUGGUCGCAUAAAUUAAGAAGUCAUGAUCAGUCAGAAAGCCAAAAAAUAUGUAAUUUUUGAGAAUUUUUUGCAAAAACUAUAAGAUUUUUAAAAAUGUGUUCGUAUAUGUGAAAAAGUAUAUUGAACAUAAUUUUUGUUAAUAAAAAAUAUUAAUAAAGAAGAAUAGCAAUUCUCCCGAAGAUCCUUUUAAAAUAGUUGUUUUGCGGUUAUCACUGUUGCGCGGAUAAUACGAAAUAUUGAUUUGGGACAAAAUGUUAAAAGUUUAUAAAAUUUUGAUUUUAAUGAAUCGUUUGUUCUUCAGUUAAAAAAAAUUGCAUCAAAGAAAAAAUCCUUCGUUCAAGAACUAGUUUUAUAUGUCUAUCUAUAAAAUUUGAAAUAAAUUGACACAGUAGUUUUCAAGAUAUCUUGAUCACCAAUUUUGAAAAUGCGAUUUCGAGAUAAGCUUGUUUAAAACUUCAAGACUGGUAUACUUAAAUAAAAUAUUUAUUUUUUUACACAUAAUUAUCCAUUCCUAUGUAGUAAAUAAAUUUUAUAAAGAGGUAAUCCAAAACAUCUAUUUUUGAUGCUGCCGAUUAAGCACUUUUUCGUUUUAGGCGCAAUAUAACUGCUUAAUUCUAUCGAAUAAAGUGUAUUUCGAACGUUUCUAACUUCAUCAAUUUUAAUUGGAUUAACUUGAAAUUUUCAGGGAAUAUUCUCCAAAUGUGUACUUACAGGAAAUGUCAAAAUGCAAAAAUAAAUUUUUUUUUGAAUUUUCUGACUGACAAUGAGUGUGACCCUUUAAUCAACUGGUAACAUGGUAUUUUGGCUUGUAUAAAAAUGCAUAUCAGACUAAUUAAAAGAGAGAUUACUAUUAAGUUUUGUUAAUAUAUUUUUAAAAAAUCCAAGAUGAUAUAUUUAGUAUCAAGAGAUACGCGGUAGUGUCUCGCGCCAAGUGAACGCGCAGCGAGACGGACCGCGUCUCUUUAUCAUUUAUUAGGUGAUCACAUAGUUAUUUUAUAUUUAUUCAAUGAUAUCAGUAAUGUGUCUAUAAAUCUCAUAGGAUUGGAAACUACGAAAAUCCAUUAUAUAUAGGAUAACGUUAUGAAGAGGAAGAAAUAAGAUUUCUAAUGUUUGUGUCAUUGUGACGUGUUUUCACAAAGAGUGUAUUAUCUUUACCAUUUGAUAUGCCAUAUUAUUGUAAGAUUUUGUACAUAUUUCAUAAAUUGUUAUAUUCGCGUUAAUAAAGUGCCAAAGAAAACAAAA